Pomacea canaliculata is the source of this 5000-nucleotide messenger RNA. Its product is annotated as homeobox protein MOX-2-like. Gene Ontology annotation, biological process: positive regulation of transcription by RNA polymerase II. The record is from RefSeq and is a predicted model, not a curated record. Gene Ontology annotation, cellular component: nucleus. The coding region runs from base 1149 to 1910 and encodes 253 amino acids. Lineage: Eukaryota; Metazoa; Mollusca; Gastropoda; Architaenioglossa; Ampullariidae. Gene Ontology annotation, molecular function: DNA-binding transcription factor activity, RNA polymerase II-specific; RNA polymerase II cis-regulatory region sequence-specific DNA binding. The transcript is spliced from 3 exons.
GUGUGUGCGCGAGUCUGCACAGCAAACAUGAGAACAUUUUUUUUUUUUUUGCAGCUGCUGCUGCUGCAGUUCACAAGAAAGCUGAAGACUCGAUGCCUUUUGCUCCCUGCGCUUUGAAGUGUUGUUCUUUGCUGACCAUGGAAGUCUGACCAUGGAAGUUACCCAUCAGGAAGUCCACAUGGAGACUUGCUCACUGUUGAUGGCCGUCACAGAUGCUGACCAGAUCAUGAGACAUUGUUUGUUGGGGAGGGGGAGUAGGUCUUACACAAUACUCAGCCCCCUCACCUAAUUGCCUCAUCACCGCUGCUUAUUUAGACCCUUCCGCUGUAGCCUCUCAAGAGGCGUAGGAAGUUUGUUUCGACGGUAUCUGUCCGUCUAGCCGAGGAAUACCCUUCCAUCAUCGCCCUCCCCUCCCCCGCUCGCCAUCCACCACCACUCUCCUCCCUCCUCCUGCGCUCGGGGGAAGCCUCUGUGGGCCUGGUAGGGGAGGUAAGCCUGUGCGCGCAGCGGGAGAGAACUCGCUCAUCAUCAUCACGCAGUCACAAGCACAUCGGCUGCGGUCCCGCUGCCUCACGCUCUCUCCUUCCCUCUCGACGGGGGCUCCCUCCUCGUGCUCCGCAGGCCUGUCUCCCACCCCAAGGUGUGUCAGGGUAGGAAGCGACGAGCAUCAUCGACAUCGCUUUUCUCGACACGCGUGGUUGGACCACAAGGGAGGAGAGAGAGAGAAAGAGAGAAAGAAAAUCAAGAAACUUGCAGUAGGAGUCGCUUCAGUCGGACGUGUGUCACUGAGUCUGGUGCCAGAGAGCAGCAGUUAGCCCUCGUCAGUGCUUCCAGGAUUUCUGGCAAUCGACGGAUGGAGUAAUGUUACUUCCCACGGUUCGCCACCUCCCGUCUGGCUGUCGAUCUGAAAGGCCUUCACUGGAUCUGUAACUUCUGGUCUGUUGGCGCACAGUUGGUGCUGGCGGUCUGAAUGUGGUGGCCACGGGGCGCGAAACCUCGCAUGGAUUGUCGUAGUUGUUGUUGUUAUUGUUGGUGUUCUUGCUUGUCACUCACGCAGAGUUGGAGUUUCUAGACACCAGUAGCCGGCGCUGCCUCCACCACUGCUGCUGCUGCUGUUGUUGUCUGUGCUAGCUGCUGGUGGUGUCGUCAUGGAUGGACUAGAGAGAGCUGGCGGUGUUCGAGGACAGCCGCAGUCGACGACGUCAUGCAGCUACGGCAUGGGACGCUUCCUGCCGAGGGCCACCCCCUUCGCCGACUGCAUGCAGGGAGGGGGAGCGGGCGGGUACCCGUCCUACGCCAGUGACUGGGGGCUGAUGCAGGGGAUGUACUCGCAUCACCUCGGCGUUGACCGCUCGCUCAACGGCUUCCGGACCUCAGCCAGCCACUACUUCCCCGUCACACCCUCCCCCAAGGAUCUGGCCUCGCCCUAUCCUCCUCAACCCCCUCCACCGCGGACUGGGGGGUACGAUUCGAUGACAAACGGGACUUACCUGUGUGCAUCUUCACCUUCUCCCUCCUCCACGUGUCUGUCGCCAGAACUCGACAAAAAAGAAAACAAACCCAAAGAUGUCCCUGACCCCUACAAGCUGGACCUGAGCGCCAAGCCCCGCAAGGAGCGGACGGCCUUCACCAAGCAUCAGAUCACGGAGCUGGAGAAGGAGUUCGCGCUGCACAACUACCUGACACGACUGCGGCGCUACGAGCUGGCCGUGGCCCUCGACCUCACCGAGCGACAGGUAAAGGUGUGGUUCCAGAACCGGCGGAUGAAGUGGAAGCGGGUCAAGGGCACUAAGCUGGUCAAGGACAAGGUGGACGGGCAGUUGAAGCCCAUCAUGGCCGACAACGUCACCUCCACCAACCCCUCCCUCCCAGACAUCGUCGACUCGGAAUCCCAGGAUGCCUGCUGCUGACACGUGACCACCCGCGAACCCUCGAACACCUUCUUCCUCUCUACGUCACAGGUCACAUGAUCAUGUGGGAGAUUUUGCUCAAUAAGCAGCUCUGACCGGGGACAGCUAAGACUUCCAGAAUGCCAACGGUUUUUCUAGCAAUGAUUCUUGUCAGCCAAGUGCCUUUGACUAGGACGUGGCAGUGGACAGACCCUGUAGUGCCAGACAUGUCUCAUCUUACCUGAUGUUUGUGUCACACACCUGUCUCUUGAAUACUUCCGUCCUCAGUUGGUCCCGAUGUUCCGUUGGCUCUAGACGGGUCGGCAGUUGAACAUGUGACUGGUGCCAGAAGUUUGGGCAACAAGACUGAUCCCAGAGUUUUGGCCGAACCUCUUGAUUCCCGAUUUGAGGUUCAACCUUCUUGCCACCAAGACUGUUGCCAUCAGGGUGGACGAAGAAUGUGGCCAACCCAGCUGCCAUCAGGGUGGACGAAGAAGAAGCCUGGCUACAUCCUGGUGGUUGGUGUGGCGACGUGCAAGGAGUCGAUGGUGUGGAUACUGCCGGCGUGUCAUGGAUGUCGAUGUUGUCCACAGGACUCGGGUGCCUUUGUAUGUGUGUAAGCGCGUGUGUGACAAGGUUGCUUGCCAAGCUGCUUCAAACACACUUUGUGAACUGACACCCUCCUGAUGUCACCGCUGACGCUGGCUGCCAAUGACACUUUGUGUCCUAAGUUAAAAUGUCAAAGGUUUCGUGUUACCGCUGGCACCUGUAUGUCAGUGACAAAGUGUCAUGUACAGACUGCACGCCAGCAGCCGCAGUUCAGUGUCAUAGCGUCACGUGACAGAACUAAGCCAGACAGUUACAUGGCAGUGACACUGUGUCCAGUAUGACAGUCGGGAGGUAGAAGUGAAUGACUCUAAGAUUCUGGUGUUCGUCGCUCAAAUUAGUGUUUGUGUCAUUAGCUUAGUGAAUGAAUGUCGUGACAUGCCGCUGCAUGCGGUGGUGGUGGUCACGAUGGUGAGUGUCGUGACAUGCUGGUGUCACAAGGUGAAUGUAGUGUCACACUGGUGAAUGUCGUGACAUCUUUUUGUCAGAAGGUAAAUGUCGUGUGACACUGGUGAGUGUCGUGACAUGCUGGUGUCACACAGGUGAGUGUCGUGACAUCCUGUUGUCACAAGGUAAGUGUCGUGACAUGCUGAUAGGGUUGUCGCCUAAAUGGAAGAGUAAAUAUUUUUUUCCCCACCGGACUAUUUCGGGGUGGGAGGACUGGUGGCUUGUAAGAUUACCUGAUACUUCACAGACGUUAGAUGCUGCAGCUGCCGAAGUUGAUUAUUAGUUGCUAGGACCAUGUGACCCAGCCAUUUAUAGGACACUUAGUUAAAGUCAUCCAUGUAGCCUGCUUUAACACGUGGACUGUCAACAAAGUGUGAAACUCUUUGUCCUCUGGUUGUGUGUGUGUCUGUGUGUGUAUGUGCAUCUGUACUCCCCCGAGGGGGGCAGGUUGUUUUGUCUGCUUGUUAUUGCAGUAGCCGUUAGACCAACUCGCUCAAAUCUCGUUUGUGUGUUUCCCCCUCAUCCUGUGUCAGUCGAUAUAAAUGCUACCUUGAAUAGACAAGAUGGCCAUAAUGAACUUGUAUUUUCUGUUUUUACUUAUUCGCACGAAGUUGGCAGACAACUCUUGACUCUCUACAAGGAGCUCUCUCUCUCUCUUUCACCUCCUUUCCCUCUUUUUCUCUUUAAAGAAGUUGCAGUCUGCAACAUCAGCUAUAAAUAAUCUCAUCUCAAAAAUGAGAUAAACCUAUUUCAUCUGAUCACCUUUUCAAAACCUUCCCGGCUUAGGUAAGAUAAAAGUCUACAUUUAUAGAACAUAGUCCUUAACUUAAAAGGCUGGAAUUAUAAGUAAAUUUGGUGAAAUUUUAAUUUUCGACUUGACUGAGGACGCAGCCAGUUCCACAGCUCAUUGUCGCUAUGCCAGGCUUCUUGGUAGCUUCCCGGAACUUGGGGUCUUGCAAGUCUACUUCCAGAACAUCCGUGACAAAUGCAGUGUUCAGAGGGUCGAAUCUUACGACCGUAGUAGCUUUUCGCUCACACUCUGGGAGUUGAAAUAUCUAAUAAACGAAUACAAAUAAUUUCGCUAUAAUUUUGCAAAAAUCUGUAACCGAUGAAACUCUUAUUUUUAGUUUCUUUUGUCUCCCGUCCUUAUUUUUUUUAGUUUAUUUUACGAUGGAAAGAUUUACCAAAUAAAACAGCAAUGCUCACUAAAAAUUCAUUUGACUAUUUAAUCUUUUAAAGAUUAUAACACUGAUGAAGGUCUUGGCACCAUAGGUCUGGCCGGUCACACACAGAGUCUAUGGUUUAGUGCGUUUGGCUGCAACGCACCACGUGAGUACAUGGGUCGACUUGUCUAGUGAACAUCUGUGUGUCGACUUGUCUAGUACACAUCUGUGUGUCGACUUGUCUAGUGCACGGUGACAAAGCUACUUCUGUGCUUCCGGUUGGGUGGAUUAAUUUAUUCCUUUUUACUCCUCGAGGAGCAUAGGGCCGCAAGGUUGGGUGGGAAGGGAAAGAAAAACAGGAUCCGUGAGCGAGAGGCGGCGGGUAUCAACUGCUGCGCCUACAGUGGACGUCGCCUUGAUUUAUAUUUCGAAACACAUCGGAAUCCAUCUUGCCUUCAGCACCCGCAUGCAACUGUAUCCACCUCAUUAUACAAGGAAUGCAGACAGAAGGCCGCUAAAACCAGGAGUGUGUGAGUGUGUGUGUGUGAAUUCUAGGCAAUGGACGACUGAAAGUUGUCGCCCCUGAUGCGGUGACGUGCACGGUGUUGUUGGUGGCGUUGCUGACGUUGUACACUGUACUAGCGCUAGUAAUACUUGAGUCUCAUUACGAGUGUUUACAAGUCUGUAGCAGCGGACACACUACAGUUGUAAUGGCGGUGUUACUCUCGCUACUACUGUGACACUUGUAUUCUGUUACACUUUCAGUUUCCCAAGCGACUGCUGCACUUAUUGUCCAAUCAUCUUGUUUGUGGUUGUAACACGUGCAUCUCUUGUUUAUCUGAAGGAUAAAAAAAUAACAAUUAAAACUCUCCCAGAUUUUCAUUGUUUCUCCUAA